CAUACUGUCACUGUUUUACAUUCUUUUUUUGGGACGGUGGGGUAGCCCAGCGGUUAAAGCGUUCGCUGGUCAUGCCGAAAGUGUCCUUCGUUCGCUACACAACCUAUCGUUUCCAAUGCUAUAGACAUCAUGUGUUUAAGAAACGGAUGUCAAAUGUAUCGUAUCUCACAAUUCCGAAAGAAGUAGAAGAUGAAAUGAGUUUAUAAAAUACGAUUGCCCUGGAAGAUCAGAGUUCCCUUCUGGACAUUCUAACUGGGCGACUGACCGGCUAAUCGGUCGAUACCUGAGUGCCCAUAACUUACUCGUUGGAAAUCAUCAUCCCAUUAGCAGCUAUCACUCCUGUGGUUCAUCAAGCAUAGGAUAUGACAACCACCAUUAGCCAGUUACAGCUAAGAUCGGCAGCUCAAAUGGAUACACAUGCUUGAGCGUCUCCCACGAUGACAGAGCUCUUCAGAUACAGUUUUUUUCUACUGAUCCUUGAAACUGGAAGUAUUCAAAAUAUUCCUUUGGAUGUAUUAUAUUUAGUGAAAAAUAACACAGAGCUUUCAGCAUUCCGUUCGUUUCACGAAUCAUUGCUACAUCGUGGAAUCAGCCUCAACGCAUUGCCAAUGUUCCUGGACUUAGCCCAACCGUUUGCCUCGGUAUCUAAAUUUACCACACAAUUGGUCAGCCCUGACCUGAUAGUGAUGUCAUCCCAGGUAUGUGGUUCCUUAGCAACGGGAUCUUGGCUGGAUGGUAUCAGUGUCCCUCACGUAUGCCACCACGAUGGUUCCGUUGACAGGACGAGCUUUCUUAUCGACAUCUUUGCAAAGAAAUGCCUUCAAAACUCACGACCUGAAAUCUUAUCAACGACGCAAUGCCUGGAAUCUUUGAAAUUGCAGCCGGAACCAGACAUGAUUCUAGGGUCUUUGGUUUCUGGUCUUCAGUGGUCUCACGUUACCAUAUUCUUCGAGGACAGAAUGGAUGCUAUCGUCACAUCUGUUUCGACACAAGUAUCGCAGCUCAAUGUGCAGUGUUCGAUGUACAGGGUGAACGUCAAUCACACAGAUGAAGAAAUUUAUGAUCUCAUCAAGCGAGCGGUAUCUCUUCUUCCGGUAUCUGAAAGAAACUUUCUGAUAUUGUGUGAUGGUACUUGUGGAAGGAGAUUUCUAGAUCAGGCUGACAGAUUGGACGACCGGGAGACAGCAAUAUACAUGAUGUCAGCAUGGUUGUUGUUGGUGUCGAUGGAGGAUUACACUAUGUUAGAGGAUGUUCACUAUAAGCUAGACAACGUAGCCGCACUUCUUCUACCGUCGCUCAUUCUUCCAUACGGAAAUAUAAUGCCCACUGUCAACCGGACAUGUAUAGAACUUCCGACAGACUGGAGGGUAACCUACUGCAUGCAUCAAGCAACGAACAGCUGUUCUGACGGCCACCUGGUGACUCUGCUACAUCGGCCAACAUCUCGGCAGUGGAGUCCCGUGGGAUAUGUGGGCAAAUCAGGACAAAUGAUAGUUCCUGAUGCCAUAUUUCCAAACAAGGACUAUGGUUUCAACAAGAGGAAACUUCAAAUAGUAACUAUUCUUUUGUAUCCAUUUGCUAUGAAGAACAGUACACUAGAGAAUGACACAUACACUGGGAUUUGUCUGGACCUUCUUCAGGAGUUGGCGUCCUCCUUUAAUUUUACGUAUGAAGUAUCAGAACCCGCCGACGGCGAGUAUGGAAGAAUACUUAAUGGUUCCUGGACGGGUGUAGUCGGAAUGUUAGAAAGACAGGACAUCGACAUGGCUGUAGCCCCGCUGACAGUAACACAAGAGCGUGAGAAGGUUAUGGACUUCGUCUACCCCUACUACUACGACACAGGGGCAGCUCUCUAUAAACUGCCAGACAAAAUGUCCAAGAAAUGGCUAACUCUGAUCAGACCGUUUAAAUGGGAAGUGUUUCUAUGUUUAGGAAUGGUUUUUAUCGGCAUGACGUUUCUUCUCAGUGGAAUGGAAUUCGUAAACAUUCGUAAAAAGAAACUCCCCAUGACCGCGGCGGACAUUCUGGGCUCCAGUGUGUGGCAUAUAUCCGGAACCUUUUUCAGACACGGUAGCAACAGUCUUCCUAAAUCCUCACCUGGGCGCAUACUUAUCAGUUUCGUGUGGUUAUUCUGUAUCAUCAUGGUUGCCGCGUACAGUGGGAAUCUCAUCGCUUUCCUCACAGUGUCCAAGAAUUACCCUCCUUUUAAAACACUGGCGGAGGUGACUGAACAGACUGACUACACCUGGGGAACAGAUGGGGGAAGCAUGUGGACUACUCUCUUCCAGACAUCCAAUAGAAGUGAUUACAAGAAGAUAUGGCAGGGUAUAAUGAACCACAACAGAAGUAACUCGGAAGUUCUGAGUUUGAAUCAAGGUCUUCAUAGGAGUCACGUUGAAGAUGGAUCCUACAUCUUCAUCUUCGACCGGGACGUGAUCGACAUCUGGUCCCUUGACAAUUGUAACUUGAUAUUGCUUGAAGAAACGUUCUACCAAAUAACCUAUGCCGUGGGACUACCUCAGAAUUCUCCCUAUGGAAGAUUGAUAUCGGAAAAGAUGUUGAAAAUUGAACAAAGCGGAUUACUCCAGAUAUGGAGAAGUAGGUGGUGGCCGAAGGGGAGUGGAUGUGCAGGGAAGACCCAAGUUCAGGCCAAAAUAAUUGAACUUAUUGACCUACAGAGCGCAUUCUACUUUUUGGGAGUUGGCCUUUGUACGGCUCUUCUGGUGUUGAUGGGAGAGCGUUUACGACAAUGCUGCACAUGAGUGUAACUAGUAAAGUCUUGUUGAUGCAGAAUCACAUUCGUGCCUAUGUGUAUUGUAAGUAGGGAUGGAAUUCGACCUCAUUAGUACUUGCUUGUUAAUAAAUAAUGUUGUGUUAGAUUAAGGUGGGUAAAUCAUCUCGGUACUCAGUGGCGAAUACCGGCAUUCCACACAAGAGACAUUCAUGCAUUAUUUGUGAGGUUGUUAGAAACAUCUGAACAUUCCGUGGUGUUAUUUGAACUUCCGCUGCGCAAAACAGUGUGUGUGGAAUAUAAUGAAGUCAUAUCACCGGCAAUUUUCUCUUUCACGUCAAGACAACAAGAUUUUGUCGCAGUUUUCAUUGUUCUCAAUCGUGAUCUGUUAACAAAUGUCAGGAUUAAUUAAUCGAGUCCGGACCAACUGGAUUUUGCUGUAUUAUCAUUAUUUACAAUACAUGCUUUAAUGCCUUGCCAAAGUCAUUAGUUACUCUUCCCUUUGAUAUGGAUGUUAUUGAGUGUAGCUGAGUGGUUCGAUUUCUGUUUGAACAAUAUAUCACUGUCUGCUUGUU
Haliotis rubra (blacklip abalone) is the source of this 3306-nucleotide messenger RNA. RefSeq names its product glutamate receptor ionotropic, delta-1-like. Gene Ontology annotation, cellular component: membrane. The record is from RefSeq and is a predicted model, not a curated record. Gene Ontology annotation, molecular function: glutamate-gated receptor activity. Bases 438 to 2762 code for a protein of 774 amino acids. Lineage: Eukaryota; Metazoa; Mollusca; Gastropoda; Lepetellida; Haliotidae. The transcript has 14 exons.